Messenger RNA from Anas platyrhynchos (mallard), 6146 nucleotides. RefSeq names its product zinc finger protein 512B (gene ZNF512B). Gene Ontology annotation, molecular function: zinc ion binding. The record is from RefSeq and is a predicted model, not a curated record. Lineage: Eukaryota; Metazoa; Chordata; Aves; Anseriformes; Anatidae.
GCCCGCCCUACCGGGGCGGCGCCGCCACCACCACCGCCACCGCCACCCUCUCCCGCCCCGUGGCCGCGGCCCGGUGGCGGAGCCAAACGAGAAACCGGGGAUCGAAACCGGGGGCUGGGGAAAAGCGCAUGAGCCGCGGAGGAGCUGUGAGGGGCGGUGAGGGGCGGCGGCGGCGGGCGGGGAGCUCGGCACCGGAGCUCGGCUCCGCGGCUGGCGGCUCGCCGGGGAGCCCCGCAGCCGAAGGGGCGGCCGCCGAGAGAUGGCGGAUCCCUACACCUGCAAAGGGGGAAGGAAAACAGCAGGCUCCAACAAACCCGCUGCCAGCAAGGAAAGCAGGACGGACACGAGGAUAAACCCCCCGGCGGAGCUCCCCAAGCUCGGAAAUGCAACCAGUGACAAAACCGAGGGCAAGAAGAAAGGACGACCCAAGGCGGAGAACCAGGCGCUGAAGGACAUCCCGCUCCCCCUGAUGAACCAGUGGAAGGACGAAUUCAAAGCCCACUCCAGGGUGAAAUGCCCCAACUCCGGCUGCUGGCUGGAGUUCCCCAGCAUUUACGGCUUGAAGUACCACUACCAGCGCUGCCAAGGGGGUGCGAUCUCGGAGAAGCUGACGUACUCGUGCUCGUACUGCGAAGCCGCCUUCACCUCCAAAACCCAGCUAGAAAAGCAUCGCCUCUGGAAUCACCUGGACCGGCCAGUGCCGAGCAGCAAAACAGAAAACAAAGUGCAGAAGGCCCUCGGGAAGAGCGGCGGCAAGAAAAGAGCUGCUGAGAGUUCAGCUUGCCCCACCAUCCAUCCCAAACAGGCAAAGACGGAAAAAGCCGUGGCCCAGGAGCACGCCGAGAACGGCGAGUGCCCGGCGGAGAGCCGCGAGAGCAAGGAGUUUCAGAUCGCGGCGGCCGAGGCGAUCGCGGCUGCCACCCCCACGGCCAAAUCCUCCAGCGGCAAGGACGCCGGGCAGCAGGGGGGCAGCCAGGCCUCGCUGCAGGAGGAAGACCCCGAGAGGAUGAAGCACAAGUCAGGAAGGAAACAGAAAACUCCUAAGAAGUUUACCGGGGAGCAGCCAUCCAUCUCGGGGACGUUUGGACUGAAAGGUCUUGUCAAAGCAGAGGACAAGGCAAAAGCCCAUCGAGCCAAGAAGCUGGAGGGGAGCACCAACGUGGAGGAGCUGAAAAAGAAAACUCCAGGAGCUGGUGUGAAGAAGGAAGCAGCUGCACAUCUACCAGCAGCAAAUCCCGAGGACCAGUGGCAGCGGGAGAUCAGCGAGAAGGGGGAAGUUGCCUGUCCAACCUGCAGCGUGAUAACCAGGAAAACUGUCGUUGGGCUCAAAAAGCACAUGGACGUCUGCCAGAAACUGCAGGACGCCUUGAAGUGUCAACACUGCAAAAAGCAGUUCAAGUCCAAAGCUGGGCUGAAUUACCACACCAUGGCUGAACACGUCAGCAAGCCUGUUCCUGUGGAAACCGCUGGACUUGGUGAACAGGAAGAGCGGGAAAGGCUGAGGAAAGUGCUAAAGCAGAUGGGAAAACUGAAAUGCCCCAAUGAGGGCUGCGCAGCCAACUUCUCCAGCUUGAUGGGCUACCAGUACCACCAGAAGCGCUGCGGCAAGCAGCUCGCCGAGGCCGACAAGCCCGUUUUCAGCUGCCCACACUGCGGCAAGAAGUACAAAUCCAAGGCUGGCCACGAUUACCAUGUGCGGUCAGAACACCCGGCCUCGGUGAGCCCCCCGGACACCUCCGCAGCCCGAGGAACGGGGCCAGCCCUCCCUGUAGGGGACUGCAGAGCUGCAGAGCCUGUGGGCAGGACCGAGCCGGGCAGGGCCGGGCCGGGCAAGCCUCCAGAGGAGCCAGAGGUGAAGCCAGAGCCCAGCCCCGUGGAAGAUUUUGAAAGGACCCCAAGCGGCCGCAUCCGUCGCACGUCGGCUCAGGUGGCCGUCUUCCACCUGCAGGAGAUAGCAGAGGAUGAGCUCGCCAGGGACUGGACCAAGCGGAGGAUGAAGGACGACCUGGUACCCGAAACGAAGCGGCUCAACUACACCCGGCCGGGACUUCCCAAGCUCAACCCGAGGCUGCUGGAAAACUGGAAGAACGAAGUGAAGGAGAAGGGACACAUCAACUGCCCCAACAACUGCUGCGAAGCCAUUUACUCCAGCGUCUCGGGGUUGAAAGCUCACCUGGCCAACUGCACCAAGGGGGACCACUCGGUGGGCAAGUACCGCUGCCUCCUCUGCCAGAAGGAGUUCAGCUCCGAGAGCGGGGUCAAGUACCACAUCAUCAAGGCUCACUCGGAGAACUGGUUCCGAACCGCCGCCGAGGCCAGCAGGAAAAAGAAAAGCAGGGAGCAGCUUUCAUCCAGCAAGGAGGAGAAAAAGAAAAGCACAAACGGGAAGAAAAGGGGGAGAAAACCCAAGGAGAGGCCUCCGGAAAUAUCCCCCAAAGGCAAAGAGAGCCUGGCGGCAAAGACUAAUCACAAGAAAAGCCCCGAGCACUGGGAGGGCUCCCGCUGCAGCCCCGCCGGGGACGAGCGCGUCCCCAAACCCCCGAGCCAGCACCGCAAGGGGGGGGGCAGCAAGGUGCCCGAAAAGUGAGAGCUCAGAGACUCCUCCGCGAGGAUUCACGGAUUCGUUUACAGCCCAGGGUAACAGGGUGAAGGGGGGGGUUGGGGGGGGGCGCUCCCGGUUUUCUGUCCCCCCUCUUUUCCCUUCCUAUUCCCCCUCCACCCUCCGCUCGCCCCCCUCCCUUCCCCCUUUUUACAAAAAAAAAGGAAAAAAAAUGAAAAAAAAAAGAGACGGAAAAUAGCGAUUAACCACUUUAAGCAAAUCAUGGACCUUGUUUCACACUGGAAAGCAAACAGGACCGAGCAAGCUGGACCCUUCUCACCCCCCCCGCCCAUGUACAUACCCCCCCCAAACCCCUCCAGCCCAACGGGGCCCUGCUGCCGUCCCCCCCCCCGCGUCCCCCUUCCUUCCCUUCUCACCCCCUGUGUGAAACUGGUGACGCUUGAGCGAAAGAAAAGUGCAAUAGCAGCAGGGCCCCGGUGGACGGGGUCGCUCUGCGCCCUGCCAGGGGGCUCACCCCGAGCCCCCCCUUGCCCUUGUUGAAGCCUUUUUGUGGCCGCAACCCCCCCUCGGGGGGCGACGUUCCCAAAGAUGCUGGACCCGUGGGGUGGGAAGGGACUGGGGGGGGACAGCAGGGUGCUGGGGGGGACCUGGUGGCACUUUGCCCGCAGCGGGGGGCUGCCCCAGUGGUGCCUCCAAGAGAGGGCUGUAGGGUUUUUUUUUGUCAUAUUAUAGGGAAGGAGCGGGGAGGUGGCACGGAGCACCUCGGGGGGCCCCCAUCCUGCCCCAAACGAUGGCCCCAAAAAAGGGGAGCAGCAUUUUGGGCACCCGGCUCCUCGGUGGGGCGUGCAAUGGGGACACAGGGUGAGCGUGGAGUGACAAUCACAGCUCCUGCCUUCGGGCACGGCGCCGCUUCCCUUCCCUUCCCUUCCUGGCUUUUCUUUUCGGGGCUGGGGUUUUUCCCACACCGGGCUCAUCCCAAAUCGCUCUGGCCUGGAGGAAAGGGUCCCCGGAGCCAGCGGUGUCCGUCCGCAGACACAAACCAGGCUACCUCCGUCCUCGGGACGCAGACCCCGGGGCACCCGCGGCGCUUUUCUGGUGGUGGAACAGAAAAAAAAAAACUCAUUUUGGGUUUUCCUCCGUUCUGUUCCCCCGCCUGGGGCUCGGGAAGGUGGUGACGGGGAGGGGAGCUUCUGCUUUUUUUGGGUUUUGGUCAGUGAAAAUCCCGUCCGAGGCUGGGGUGGCUUCUCUGGGAGCCGGCCCUCGUGCCCCAGCGGCUGUCCCGCAGUGAGGGAACCCUGCUGUUGCCUCGGGCUUGGAAGCAAUUAGCGAGAAAGCUUAAUUAGUCACGGCGGCUCAUCCCGUUGGCUGCUUGCGCUGCGUCCCAUCUUGGCUUUGAUGCUAUCGCCCGUGCAGAUCUCAUCUCCGCGGGGCUUGCGAGGAGCUGCAGGACCUGGGGUGCCCCAGGCUCGGUCAGGGGGGACGUGGGGAUGUGGGGACACGGUCCCAAGAGUUUUUUCUGCAUUUUAGAGGCUGCUGGGGCAGUGGUAGGAGAGGGACAGAGGGGGCAGAGCUGGGGGAACACGAGGCUGGCAGGAGCUGGCAGCUCGCGGCACCGAGCUCUGCACCGAAAUCCCCGCGUAGGUGCUUUGGGGAGGGCUCUUUGGGGGGUUUUGUGCCCCCAAAAAGGGCUGGGAAGCUGGCAGCUCCGUGCUAACGUCAGAGGGAGCUGCUGGAUCCGAAAAUCAGGGUGUUUGGGAGCCGAAUGUGGUUUCCUCUUGGGCUGUGACCGUGGGGCCGGUGCCCACCUCGAGGCAGGGCGUGCCAAAACGCGCUCGGGAGCCCAGCAAAUUUCUGCUCCUCAGAAAUCCGCCUUCCCCGAGGGAUGUGGCUGAAAUUUCUGAAUGCUGUGGCUGAAUUCAGCUCCCAAGCUGGGAGGUGGCAUCGGGAGAAGGCUCCUCCGUGUCCUGGCCCCGGCUGCGCUGGCUCCAGGUUCCCCUUGCAAUCCCCACCGCCCGCCCCAGGGAGCAUCCCGGGGCUCGCCUUCAUUAACACGCGAUUAAUUUGAUUCCCAUUGAUUAAAUCAGCACAAAGUGCUUGGCCCAAAAAGCAGCUCCCUGGUCAGAAGGAAAUUUCGAUGAGGAAUUGAACUCUUCAGGGUUGUUUUUUUUUUCCCUUUGAUUUUUUUUUCCCCCCGCUACUCAUUACUCGGUGCAGGAUUUGUUCUCCCACCGCUUUCUUCUCCAUAAAGAGCUGCAAAAAGCGUUGGUGGCCAUAACAGCCUAGGGACAGAUUUCUCCUCGAGCCUGGUUGCGCCGACGCAGCCGGCGGUGAGGACACAACCCGGCCCGGCACCGGGAGCUCCUAGAUGGGGCUCAGACCCCAAGAGAAAUGGGGCCAAAGUGGGAGGCGAGGGGCAGAGCAUCCCUGGAAGGAGCUGGGUUCAUGCAGCAGCCCCCAGCCCGCUGCGACCGAGUCCUCAAAGCCACGUGAGCGCACGCCCCUCGUGUCCUGGGUCCACCCGAGCUUUUUCCUCCCACGAGGGCAGAGAAAACCUUUUGCUUUGCUUCGCCGCGAGCAUCUUUCUUUCCUUUACCCGCUCGGGGGAGGCUCCUCGCCCCUCGCUGCCCACCUCCGAAGCAAUAACGGGAGCAGCAGCUCCUGCCUGCCCCGGGGCGCGCGGUGCCGCCGCUUUGUGCUUGGUGGGCGCCUAAAACCGAGCGGGUGGGGGGCAGCAGGGUGUGGGGGGCGAGGCUGGCUCCACGGUGAGCUAUUUUUCUGCCCUUUUAUCCCCUUUCCUGCUGGGAUUUGGAGACGUGGUUGGGCUGAAGCGGCCGGACCCGCUGCUUGGAUGCGCACGGUGUCAGCGGGGAGCUCGGGGGGUGCAGCUGCCCAAAUUCAUCUUCACGCCGCCCGCACCUGCACAUCACCCAGGAAAGGGCUAAAAACCUCCACGUGCUUGGGGACGGGAGGGCUCUGACCCAGCCCUCACAUGGAGCCGGCCCCAAAAAUGUCUCCGGUAGCUCCCAGUGCCGAAAUUUGCCGUGAAACACCGGCGAGGGCGGCUCCGCACCCGCACGCGCGCCCGGGGCUGCGGGUGCCGGGGUCCCACCGGGCACACCGAGCACCCCCCGGGGCCGGGACCGUUUUGUUCUUUUCUUUCUCUCCCCGUGCCACCCAUCCCACGGCAUAUCCGAAUGUUUCUCGUCGACGCCAGUUAUUAGUGCGUAAGUGUAUUUUGGGGAAAAAAGCGAAACGGAAAAAAAAAGAAAAAAAAAAAAAAGAAAAAAAAAAGAAUUUUCAAUUUAUCACUUGUAACCAUAUAUAUAAAUAUAUAAAUAUAUAUAUUAAAAAAAGUGUUUAUUUGCAAAAAAUAAAAUUGUUUUAACAGUAAACUAUCUUAUAAUAAACUCCCGAUUUGUGACGAUCUGUUCUUUUGUUAAUCAUGGACAAAUCCUCAGUUUGAGAGUACUGUAACGAGCAGCUAUUAACCACAGCGCCGCCGAGCACCGAGGAGGGAUAACUCGAUGUACUGUAUGUAUUAAAAGCAGCUGUAUCGAAUAAAUGUUUAUUGAUUUUUUUAUUCUUA